Messenger RNA from Kazachstania africana CBS 2517, 3258 nucleotides. RefSeq lists its product as uncharacterized. Gene Ontology annotation, cellular component: cytoplasm; nucleus. NCBI's taxonomy places the organism in Eukaryota, Fungi, Ascomycota, Saccharomycetes, Saccharomycetales, Saccharomycetaceae. Gene Ontology annotation, molecular function: nuclear export signal receptor activity; small GTPase binding. Bases 1 to 3258 code for a protein of 1085 amino acids. Gene Ontology annotation, biological process: ribosomal large subunit export from nucleus; protein export from nucleus; ribosomal small subunit export from nucleus. The record is from RefSeq and is a predicted model, not a curated record. The transcript has a single exon.
AUGAAUGAUAAUACAGAGCUUUUGGUUGAUCUUUUUGAGAAUUUUGAUGUCAAAUUAUUAGAUGACACUGUACAUACGUUUUACAAUGGUUCAGGAGUGCAACAGAAGAGGGCACAACGCGCAUUGACACAGUUUGAAGAAAACCCAGAAUCAUGGCAGUAUGCUGAUAGAAUACUUCAAUACUCAUCUUCGUCAUUUUCCAAAUUCAUAGGAUUGUCAGUAUUAGACAGAAUGAUUAAUACAAAAUGGAAAUUGUUGCCUGUGGACCAAAGACUUGGUGUGAGAAACUUUGUUGUAGGUCUGAUCUUGUCAUACUGUCAAGAUGACAUAAUUUUUAAGAAUGAAAAGAACUUGAUUAAUAAAGCAAAUUUAACUUUGGUGUGUAUUUUGAAGCAAGAAUGGCCACAAAAUUGGCAAGAAUUCAUCCCAGAGCUCAUUGCUUCUUCACCUGCUUCUCUUAACAUUUGCGAGAAUAACCUGUCAAUCUUGAAAUUAUUAUCUGAGGAAGUAUUCGAGUAUUCUUCUGGCAAAUUAACUCAAGCCAAGGCAAAAUUCUUGAAAGAUUCUAUGACAAACGAAUUUGAACAAAUCUUUGCUUUUUGCAUACAGAUGUUACAACAAGCUUCAUCACCUUCUCUAAUCGUGAUGACUUUAGAGACUAUUUUACGAUAUCUGGCAUGGAUUCCGGCUACAUAUAUUUUCGACACAAAUCUAAUAGACUCAUUGGAAAAUUAUCUAUCCAUACCAGAAACAAGGAAACUAGCAUUGAAAUGCCUAACUGAAAUAUCGAGCUUAGAAAUUUCACAAACUAAUGAUAUAUUAAGUAAAAAAUUAGCAUUAUUAUUUGAACUAACAAUACAGAAAAUUUCGGAGAGUUUUAUGUCCUUAUCCACAGACCUGAAAGAAAUAUACUCCAGGGCAUCUUCGAGGGACCAAUAUUUCUUAGAAGAUUUUGCGAUCUUUUUAACUACUUUUCUAACUCGUCACAGAUCUCAUUUAGAAAACCAUGAGGUGUUUAGACAAGCACUAAUAAUUUCUCAUGAAUAUUUAAUUCAACUGUCUAGAAUAGAUGAAAAGGAGUUAUAUAAAAUAGCUUUAGAAUAUUGGCAUGAUCUUGUGUCACACUUGUUUCUGGAAAUUCAACAGUACCCCGUCUGUGACGAAAAUCCAUCAUUAGAACUCUCAUUUAUGAGUAUGGGAACAGGUGCAGUAAAUCCCCAAUUUUUGAAGCGGUUUCCACUGAAGAAGCAUAUAUAUGAAAAGAUAUGUUCUGAAUUGAGAGUUAUUGUCGUUGAAAAAAUGGUAAGACCUGACGAAGUGCUAGUUGUGGAAAAUGAAGAAGGUGAGUUUGUAAAGGAAACAUAUAGGGAAUCUGAUACUAUCCAGCUAUAUCAAACAGCAAGGGAAGUUCUAGUAUAUUUAACACACUUAAAUGUGAAUGAUACUCAAAAUCUAAUCCAACAGAAGCUCAAGCUUUUCGAAAAUAAAAACCAAUGUGACGUUAACCAAAUAAAUCCUAUAUGUUGGGCAAUUGGUUCAAUAUCUGGCACAAUGAGAGAGGAGACUGAACAAUAUUUUUUGUUAUCUGUACUUGAAGAAUUAAUGACUUUAUCUGAAAAUCAAGGAAGCAAAGAGAACAAAGAUGUAUUUGCUUCAAAUAUGAUAUACAUUGUGGGACAGUAUCCGAGAUUUCUCAAGAACCGUUGGGAUUUUAUGACGAGCGUAAUUUCGAAACUAUUUGAAUUCAUGCGUAUUGAAAAUGAAGGUAUCCAAGAUAUGGCAUGUGAUACCUUCAUGAAAAUAGCGAAAAGGUGUAAAUAUCAGCUUGUCACUAAGCAACAAAACGAAGAGAACCCACUAAUCAAAGGAAUCCUUGAACAGUUACCAACCACUACCUCGGAACUGACACCUGAUCAAGCUCAGUUACUGUACGAAGCUUGCGGCCUGAUUGUGGCAGAGGAAAGAAAUGAAGAUAGAAGAUCAAACCUUUUGCAGGAUUUAAUGCAACUCCCCAACCAGGUCUGGGACCGUACCAUAGAGCAAGUAAAGGCAGCUCCUACCAUUAUGUGCGACCCUGUCACCCUUAAAAUUACUGCUAAUAUUAUUAGAACGAAUAAUGCUGUAUGCACCGGUAUGAAAGAAGCAUUUAGCAAGCAGAUUAGUAGCAUCUAUCCAGAUUUAUUGAAUCUUUACAAAGUUGUUUCUACCCUCAUAAAUGACCAGAUUGGCUUAAUGGGAACAAUUUCUAUUAAGACGCCACAAGUUCGUGGCUUCAGAAUUAUCAAAAAGGAGAUCUUAAAACUGUCUGGAACAUAUAUAACAGGGGCAAGAAAUCUGGAGGAACUUACUAUUGGUCUUAUUGAUCCUUUACUAAAUAUUGUACUGGAGGAUUACCGCACAAAUAUUCCUGAAGCAAAAGAUGCAGAGGUACUGAAUUGUUUGACUACUAUAAUCCUAAAAGUUGGUCAUAGAAUCCCGCAUGACAUCUUGCUGAUAUUACAAAGUACAUUUGAAUGUACUUUAGCUAUGAUAAACAAAGACUUUAUUGAAUUUCCGGAACAUCGUAUUCAAUUUUAUAAGUUACUGAGGGCAAUUAAUGAUAGGUCCUUUGUUUCUUUCCUUGACUUACCUCAAGAUGCAUUCAAAUUAUUUUUUGAUUCAAUCUGUUGGGCUUUCAAUCACAAUAACCGUGAUAUUGAGAGUAAUGGCCUACAAAUCGCCACUGAUCUAUUAAGAAAUGUUACCAUGCUUCAAAGGGAUUCGCCUUUUGCACUGUCAUUUUACAAUAGGUACUACUUGGCCUUUGUCAGUAAAAUCUUUGAAGUAAUGACGGACCCUGACCACAAAUCUGGAUUUUCCCAGCAAGCUUUGUUACUAAUGAGAUUGUUUGCAAUGGUGGAAGAAAAUAAAAUUCCUCUUGCGAUCUAUGAUGAAAGAGAUGCUCCAAGCGGUACUUCCAAUAGGGAUUACUUGGCUCAGUAUCUUUCGAACCUUCUCUGUUCUGCAUUUCCAAAUAUAACAAGAAUUCAAGUGGAAAGUUUUCUCAAAGCUUUAUCUAGACAGUACAAGAACUUGGAAACUUUUAGUGAGACAUUAAGAGAUUUCCUGGUCCAGAUAAAGGAAGCAGGAGGUGAUCCCACAGACUACUUAUUUGCUGAAGAAAGAGAGGAAGAAAUCAAAAGGCAAAAAAUGCUGAAAUACCAAGUGGCUUCAAAAGUUGCUGGUUUGUUGAAGCCCUCAGAUAUGGAAAAUGACUAA